This is a messenger RNA of Carlito syrichta (Philippine tarsier), 5562 nucleotides long. It is a transcript of the gene EML4, whose product is annotated as echinoderm microtubule associated protein like 4. Gene Ontology annotation, cellular component: mitotic spindle. Gene Ontology annotation, biological process: microtubule cytoskeleton organization. Gene Ontology annotation, molecular function: microtubule binding. The record is from RefSeq and is a predicted model, not a curated record. The transcript is spliced from 23 exons. NCBI's taxonomy places the organism in Eukaryota, Metazoa, Chordata, Mammalia, Primates, Tarsiidae. Bases 284 to 3229 code for a protein of 981 amino acids.
GGGGGCGGGGCGCGGCGCGGCGCUCGCGGCUGCUGCCUGGGAGGGAGGCAGGGCAGGCGGCGCAGCGGCGCGGCUCUUAACCUGACGGGAGAGUGGCACGGGCGGCCGCGACCGACUACCCCCGGGGCAGGCGGACGGACGGGCGACGGAGGCGGGGAGCCGGGGGCCCCCGGCCGAGCGGCCCCGAGAGCGAGCGGGUCAGGCUCUGCGUCGGCCACUCUGUCGGUCCGCUGAAUGAAGUGCCCGCCCCGCUGAGCCCCGAGCCCGGCGCUUUCCCCGCAAGAUGGACGGUUUCGCCGGCAGCCUCGAUGAUAGUAUUUCUGCUGCAAGUACUUCUGAUGUUCAAGAUCGCCUCUUAGCUCUUGAGUCACGAGUUCAACAGCAAGAAGAUGAAAUCACUGUGCUGAAGGCAGCUUUGGCUGAUGUUUUGAGGCGCCUUGCAAUCUCUGAAGAUCAUGUAGCCUCGGUGAAAAAAUCAGUCCCAAGCAAAGGCCAGCCGAGCCUUCGAGAAGCUAUUUCCAUGUCCUGUAUAACCAAUGGAAGUGGUGCAAACAGAAAACCAGGUCAUACCAGCGCUGUCUCAAUUGCAAGAAAAGAAACUCUUUCAUCUGCUGCUAAAAGUGGUACAGAAAAAAAGAAAGAAAAACCACAAGGACAGAGAGAAAAAAAAGAGGAUUCUCAUUCUAAUGAUCAAAGUCCACAAAUUCGAGCAUCACCUUCUCCCCAGCCCUCUUCACAGCCUCUCCAAAUACACAGACAAACUCCAGAAAGCAAGAAUUCUACUCCCACCAAAAGCAUAAAACGACCAUCAACAGCUGAAAAGGCACAUAAUUCUUGGGAAAAUUCAGAUGACAGUCGUAAUAAAUUAUUGAGAACAGCUUCAACAUCAAAAUUAAUAUCAAAAGUUAUAAAGAACACAGACAAGCACAAAGAUGUCAUCAUCAACCAAGAAGGAGAAUAUAUUAAAAUGUUUAUGCGAGGUCGUCCAAUUACAAUGUUUAUUCCUUCUGAUGUUGACAACUAUGAUGAUAUCAGAACAGAACUGCCUUCUGAGAAGCUCAAACUGGAGUGGACAUAUGGUUAUCGAGGAAAGGACUGUAGAGCUAAUGUUUACCUUCUUCCUACGGGGGAAAUUGUUUAUUUCAUUGCAUCAGUAGUAGUACUGUUUAAUUAUGAAGAGAGAACUCAGCGACACUACCUGGGUCAUACAGACUGUGUGAAAUGUCUUGCUGUACAUCCUGACAAAAUUAGGAUUGCAACUGGACAGAUAGCUGGCGUGGAUAAAGAUGGAAGGCCUCUGCAACCCCAUGUCAGAGUGUGGGAUUCAGUCAGUCUAUCCACACUGCAAAUUAUUGGACUUGGAACAUUUGAACGUGGAGUAGGAUGCUUGGAUUUUUCAAAAGCAGAUUCAGGUGUUCAUUUAUGUGUUAUUGAUGACUCCAAUGAACAUAUGCUUACUGUAUGGGACUGGCAGAAAAAAUCAAAAGGAGCAGAAAUAAAGACAACAAAUGAAGUUGUUCUGGCUGUGGAGUUCCACCCAACAGAUGCAAAUACCAUCAUAACAUGUGGUAAAUCUCAUAUUUUUUUCUGGACCUGGAGUGGCAAUUCACUAACAAGAAAACAAGGAAUCUUUGGGAAAUAUGACAAACCAAAAUUUGUGCAGUGCUUAGCAUUUUUGGGGAAUGGAGAUGUUCUUACUGGAGACUCGGGUGGAGUCAUGCUUAUAUGGAGCAAAACUACUAUAGAGCCCACACCUGGGAAAGGACCUAAAGGUAUCUAUCAAAUCAGCAAACAAAUCAAAGCUCAUGAUGGCAGUGUAUUCACACUUUGUCAGAUGAGAAAUGGGAUGUUAUUAACUGGAGGAGGGAAGGACAGAAAAAUAAUCCUGUGGGAUCAUGAUCUGAAUCCUGAAAGAGAAAUAGAGGUUCCUGAUCAGUAUGGUACAAUUAGAGCUGUAGCAGAAGGAAAGGCAGAUCAAUUUUUAGUAGGCACAUCACGAAACUUUAUUUUACGGGGAACAUUUAAUGAUGGCUUCCAAAUAGAAGUGCAGGGUCAUACAGAUGAGCUUUGGGGUCUUGCCACACAUCCCUUCAAAGAUUUACUCUUGACAUGUGCUCAGGACAGACAAGUGUGCAUGUGGAACUCAGCGGAACAUAGGCUGGAGUGGACCAGGCUUGUAGAUGAACCAGGACACUGUGCAGAUUUUCAUCCAAGUGGCACAGUGGUGGCCAUAGGAACGCACUCAGGCAGGUGGUUUGUUCUGGAUGCAGAAACCAGAGAUCUAGUUUCUAUUCACACAGAUGGGAAUGAACAGCUCUCUGUAAUGCGCUACUCAAUAGAUGGUAUCCUCCUGGCUGUAGGAUCCCAUGACAACUUUAUUUACCUCUAUGUAGUCUCAGAAAAUGGAAGAAAAUAUAGCAGAUAUGGAAAGUGCACUGGACAUUCCAGCUACAUCACACACCUUGACUGGUCCCCAGACAACAAGUAUAUAAUGUCUAACUCGGGAGACUAUGAGAUAUUGUACUGGGACAUUCCAAAUGGCUGCAAACUGAUCAGGAAUCGCUCAGAGUGUAAGGACAUCGAUUGGACAACAUACACCUGUGUGCUAGGCUUUCAAGUCUUUGGUGUCUGGCCAGAAGGGUCCGAUGGCACAGAUAUCAAUGCACUGGUGCGGUCCCACAAUAGGAAAGUGAUAGCUGUGGCCGAUGACUUUUGUAAAGUCCAUCUAUUUCAGUAUCCCUGCUCCAAAGCGAAGGCUCCCAGCCACAAGUACAGUGCCCACAGCAGCCAUGUCACCAAUGUCAGCUUUACUCAUAAUGACAGUCACCUCAUUUCAACUGGUGGAAAAGACAUGAGCAUCAUUCAGUGGAAACUGGUGGAAAAGUUGUCUUUGCCCCAGAAUGAGAUUGUAGCAGAUACAACUCUAACCAAAGCCCCCCUCUCCUCCAUUGAAAGUGCCAUCCAGUCUAAAACUCCCACGCCGCCUCCUUCCCAGCCCUUAAAUGUGACAGCUGAAGAGGAAAGUAGAAUAAGCAGCUCUCCCACGCUUCUGGAGAACAGCCUGGAACAGCCUGGGGAGCCGGGCGAAGACCACAGCGAGGAGCAGAGCGAAGGGGGCAGUGAAGACCUGGGCGAGCCCGCUUCUGAGGAGCCGUCCCCCGAGGCCAGCGAGGAGCAGGGCGAGGCGGCCCCUCCCGAGGACCCGCGGGACCCUCCGCCCCUGUCCUAACGCCCGAAGUCUCCUUGCGCUGCGUGUGGUUUUGUGGUGAAGUUCAGAUAACAGGAUGGGCAGUGAUGGAGAUUCGCUGUCAGUGGAGAUUUCGGUUUCCUUGUGGUCUGUUUUCCUCAAUAGUCAUAUCUUCAGUCUCUCAAAUGCAGCUGACCUGAAGGUUCAGUUUGGUGUGCAUUGAAAAGUAACCAACCUUAAGAGUAGGAGAAGACUGAAACAUGCAUUGUGUCUCAGAAAUUACCGUGUAUGUAAGUGGUGUGAUAUAAAUACUGGAAUGAAAACAGCAGUUGUAUUGAUUUUGAAAAUAAACCCCCUUGUUAUCUGAACGUGUUUGCUUCAGGAACAACCAGAGGCAUCCCAAACACUGUUACUCAUCUGCUGGCUCAGACUGUACUGCUUUCUUUCCUGAUGCAGAAAAGGAACCAGAAGAAAAAAAUGUGCUCUUAGUGAGAUAUCCUCCCACCCCAAAGGUCUGAUGGAAGUUUUUUAGUUAAGAAAAACUCCAGUGUUGCCAAGUGCAAUGGUGUUGCCUUCUUGGUUACAGCGCCGCCUCCCGACACUACCGUAGACAUCCAGAUGUGCUCUCAGUCUACUACUAGGUGCUGCCUUUCCCGUCAUAAUGAGCAACAGCCUCUUAAUUUCUUCUGUGCAAAUCUCUUUUAUCCUAGAACAAAGAGAGCUUUGGUUUGUUAAAGAGCUUUCCAUGUAUAUUAGACCAUUGAUACUCGGAAAUGAGAGCGUCCUCCAAGGAGUCCUUUCCUAGCCAGAACAUUCUCAGAAGUUUGGCAUUCAAGUGAAUGGAAGAAAAAAACCACAUGCCUUUAAAACUAAACUGUAAUAAUUACCUGGCUAAUUUUAGCUUAGCUUUCAUUGUAAUUUGUUCCCUCUAUGAUAGGAGAAAUAUAAACACAGUAAGUUUAAAUGAUUGAAUUGGUGCUUGAAAUUCAUUGGUUUAGUUGUAAUUUUUAUACAAACUAAUUAUACCGAGGGAUAAAAUACUCAGUAAAUUACAAAUUCUUUUUUUUUUUUUUUUACAGAAGUAUAAAGUUACAGUCACAAUAAUUUUUUUAUCUAUUGCAUACUUAAUAGACUUGCUAUGUAGGAAGUCAGUUUUUUUGGUGGAGUUGCUAUAAGAAGCUUUGCAAGUCUAAGGUGGCUGUCCUGUUCUUUGGGGCAAUGCAUGUAUUAUUAUGCAUUGGAAAGUUGUGUUUUUUGGUUUUAUUGGCCAACUGUGUUUUUCUUAAGUAUAUGUUUUCUACUUUAAAAAUAAUUACUGACAAAUAUGUAUUUCCUAUAUAUUUGUUUAUACUUUGAUUAUAAAAAAAUUUGUUUUAUUUUUUAACUUGCUGCAUUGUUUUGAUACUGUUUUUUUUGGUUGGACUAUGUUUAGAAACUUUGGAUGAGUUCAGAAGUCUUAAGUAUGCAAGCGUUUACGUGAUUGUGCCAUUCCAAAGUGCAUCAGAACUGUCAUUCCCUUCUAGUAUCUUCUCAGGAGUAAUACAAAUCAGGUAUUUCAUCAUCAUUUGGUAAUAUGAAAAAUCUAGGGAACUCCCAAGGACACAACAUUUAUAUUCACACGCUGUGUGGAAGGGUGUGAGUGUGUGAAAGGGCAAGUGGAGACACUUAACUCUGUGUGUAUCUCUAGAUAAGAAGAUAUGCGCCACUUUGAAAAUACUCAGAUCUCUGUGUACAGACAGAUGUCUGUAUGUAUCUCUUUCCUUUUGUUUACAACUGUUCAAAAAAAAAAAAACCUCAAAGUAGUUCUCUUCAAAAGAAGAGAUAUAGGUUGCAAGCAACCCAGCUUUUUUCAGUAUGUUCUGUACAUAGUUAUCAGAGAGCACCAGUAUCAGGUAUAUAUGCCCACCUGUUCGCAGUGACGAUUGGAUCAUCAGGUCAGCUUGUGCUGCUCCCUGCAAGAAAAAUAUUCUGAGAUCAACAAACCAUUCUUGGAGAAGAAAGAGCAUUUCGUUAAGAACCUGGUGAUAAGCAGGGAGUUGAUUUGAGGACAUCAGUCACCUUUGGGUGUCAUGUACAAUAAGAUUUAUAAUCAUGAUACUCUUGGGUGGUAGUUUCAGAAGACACUGCUAAUACGCAGAGAGCGUUCCAGCAAUCUAAUGCUGGCAACUACUGUUUAAUGGUCAGCUAAAUCUGUGAUAAUGGUUGGAAGUGGGUGGGAUUUUGAAAUUAUAGAUGUUUUCAGAAAAACUUGUGAAUGAAAAUGAAUCCAAGUGUUUCAUGUGAAGAUGUUGAGCCAUUUCUAUCAUGCAUUCCUGUCUCAUGGCAGAAAUUUUUGAAGAUUAAAAAAUAAAAUCAUCAAAAUGUUUCCUUUGUCU